Molecule: messenger RNA, 627 nt
Organism: Cinara cedri
Lineage: Eukaryota; Metazoa; Arthropoda; Insecta; Hemiptera; Aphididae
Source: the annotation of a GenBank genome assembly
AUGAAUGUUCAUAGCAAUGUAAAACUUCACAAAUGUUACAUCUGUGAGAUGAUAUGGUCUACAAAAAAAAAUUUAUACCGACAUAAAUUAAUUCAUACAGGAGAAAAGCCUUAUGGGUGUGAUUUGUGUAAGAUGACAUUCAACCAUAAAUCUUAUUUAAUAUCUCAUUUAAGAAAUCAUACAGGAGAAAAGCCUUAUGAAUGUAAAUUGUGUAAAAAGAAAUUUAAACAUAAUACUUCUUUAAAAAUUCAUUUAAAACUUCAUACUGGAGAAAAACCAUAUAAAUGUGGAGAGUGUAAAGAGACAUUUAGUCAUUUAAAAACUUUAAAGCACCACAAAAGAACUCAUACAGGGAAAAACCCUUAUGAAUGUGUUUUGUGUCAUAAGAUAUUUACUCGUAGAUCUAGUUUAAUUGUCCAUUUAAGAAUUCACACUGGAGAAAAGCCUUUUAAAUGUGGAGAAUGUAAAAAGUCAUUUACUCGCUUAUACACUUUAAAGAACCAUAAAAGAAGUCAUGUGGGAAUAUAUUCAUAUAAAUGUGAUAUUUGUAUAUCUGUAAGAAGACAUUUUUUUAAAAAAAAAAUUGUAAAGUUCCACGAAAGCACUCAUAUUGAAAAAAAGCCUUAA